GCUAUAAGAAACAUUGCACUAAAGAGAAACAUCAGGCUUCGACAGAACACCGGAUCAAUAACAAUCACGGUUUAAUGCUAAAACACUUCUCACAGCUACUGCGGAGCAGUCACUUUCUGCAACCAGUUUGGCUCCUCCUACAAAAAACGUCAUCUGUCUAGUCAGACGACAACAUCGCUCUUCUUUCAUCUUAGGGCGAGGCAUCGUUCUUAUAAACAAGAUCCUCAACGAACUCACAAGUUCAUUCAUUCAGCUGCGAUACAGAAGAGAAGAUCAUUACGUUGUGAAAAUGGAGUCUUUGUCUACAGCAAACACACAAUUCUCUCUCAAUGUGUUUAAGAAGAUCAGUGAGAUAAACACUAGUGGAAAUGUCUUCUACUCUCCUCUCAGUAUCUCCUCGGCUCUGGCCAUGGUGUCACUUGGUGCUAAAGGAAACACAAAAGAUCAGAUCUUACAGGUUCUGUGUCUUAACAAAUCUGGACCAGAUACUGAGACAGCUGAUCAGCAGGAGGACCAAAUUCAUUCCAGCUACAACAAACUCAUGAGCGAGUUGAACAAACCAGGAGUGCCAUAUAUGUUGAGUCUUGCCAAUCGUCUGUAUGGAGAGAAAUCCUAUCAGUUUAUUGAUAAAUUCAUUAGUGACUCACAAAAAUACUACCAGGCUGGACUGGAGUCUGUGGACUUCAUAAAAAACUCAGAAGCGGCACGCGUCAACAUCAACAACUGGGUGGAGAAAACGACACAAGGGAGGAUCAAGGAUUUGCUGGCACAGGGGAUCCUUAAUAAUAUGACACGUUUGGUUUUGGUGAACGCCCUCUACUUCAAAGGGAACUGGGAGAGAAAAUUCUUCCGGUCAUACACUGUUGAUCGACCAUUUAAAGUGAACAAGAAUGAAACUAAACCAGUGAAGAUGAUGAAACAGGAUAAAGACUUUCCUCUGACCUUCAUCCCAGAGGUGAACAGUCAGAUCCUGGAGCUGCCGUAUGUCGGGAAGAAUAUGAGUAUGUUGAUCAUCCUUCCAGAUGAGAUUGAAGACGACACCACUGGACUUCAGAAGCUGGAGAAAACACUGACCUAUGAGAAGCUCAUGGAGUGGACCAAACCUGACAACAUGAAGAUACAAUACGUUGCAUUAUCUCUUCCUAAAUUCAAGCUGGAAGAAACUUAUGACAUGAAGAAUCUCCUGGUGAAACUGGGAAUGGUGGAUGCUUUUGAGAUGGGGAAGGCAAAUUUUUCAGACCUGUCCCACAAUAAUGAUCUGGUGGUGUCUGAGGUGAUUCAUAAAACCUUUGUUGAGGUCAAUGAAGAGGGAACAGAAGCAGCAGCAGCUACUGGUAUGGUCUGUCAGUGCCUUAUGGGACGCCUCGGCAUUUCAAAGGCUUUCAAUGCUGAUCAUCCCUUCCUGUUUUUUAUCCGACACAAUUCCACCAACACCAUUCUGUUUUAUGGACGCUUCUGUUCUCCAUGAGCUCCUUCUGGUAAAGAUGAUGUGAUUGUCAUGUAUUGUAUGGCUACAAUCACUGCAGAGCCUGAGGAGCAAAUCUGGAUCCUUCAGGAUACAAGCACUACUCUCCUACUAGACCACAACUUAGUAUACAUGACAAACAAUAAAUCCUUGGCAUUAUUUGCUUUAGCAUUUUCA
Misgurnus anguillicaudatus (oriental weatherfish) is the source of this 1642-nucleotide messenger RNA. Lineage: Eukaryota; Metazoa; Chordata; Actinopteri; Cypriniformes; Cobitidae. The record is from RefSeq and is a predicted model, not a curated record.